Coregonus sp. 'balchen' is the source of this 5031-nucleotide messenger RNA. Lineage: Eukaryota; Metazoa; Chordata; Actinopteri; Salmoniformes; Salmonidae. The record is from the annotation of a GenBank genome assembly.
UGACACAGGGCAGGAUGGGCUGCUCUAGGCUGCUAGAAAGGCUACUGCUAGGCUACUGUAUGGAGGAAUGACAGCCAGAUUGGGAAUGUAGCCUUGUGUGCCUGUCUUCUAUAGCCUCAGUAGACACAAGUUUAGUGAACGGGACUAAGAAUAUAGUGGCAGAUUGUCUAUCACUGACCAGAUCAAGAGCAACCAGCAGAUUUGGACGAGCUCACACCACAUGGGAUCUCCUGUACAGCAGGUACUGUACUUAUGUGUCACUCUGUUGUCCCAUGGUAAGAGCUAAGGCAUGAUCAUUUAUAAUACUUUCAUUAUCUGCAAUUGUCUUCUUUAAAUACUGCACUGUCAUCAAACAUUUUCAAUGGUGUUUUGUUGUUUACAUCUUCCUGUUUGUUGUUGUUGACAGAUCCCCAUGUUGACUGGUGAGGAGGAGGAGGACCAUGCAGUGGGAUGAUGCCCUCCCUCUUCCCCUGGGGCAGGAACUAUGUUUGCAUUGAACCCUGAUAGAGCUGAUGUCGAGCUACACCAUACCGAGCCACACUGCGUCACAUUACUGACAGACGGUUGUCACCUCCCUGACAAGACAAUAAGAACACACACAUACCCAUACACUGCCCCCACUUGGACACGGAAGCAGAGGCGACACUGGUGAUAGAGGGAAAGAGAGAGCGAGAGAGAGCAAGCAGACAGAGAGCUGGUCUGGGCUGUGGCGUGCAUCAUUGACAAGCCUUUUAACUAUAGAGAGGCAGAUAAAUGCUUUGUAUCAUGGGUCUGUGAGUCUGCAUAGAACACACAAACAUAGACUGCCAGCCGCUACCCGCCUCCUGCAGCAGUGGACAGCACCCGGCUGGAUAUGUAUGUCCAGGUAAGAAGGAAAGAGGAGGGGUGUAUGUGUUGAGUAAAUCACUUUGAAAAAUGAAGUGUUGGGGUUCUUAUUUUGUAGCUUUGUAUAAUAUGUGGUACGUGCAUGGAAAAGUAAAGUUUGAACUCACGUGAGCAGUAGCCAACAACAUGUUCAUCUGUUGUUCUAUUGUGUGGGUGUCUCCUCCCUUACAGAAUCCAUCAUUAAACACAAAGAGCAUUCUGUUCCCAGUGUCCCAGUGAGGAAUGGAACUGCUGUGCUUUGAUAGAGUAUAAAAAGAGUAUAAUGGUGACGGUUUUGUUUCAAGAUUGGUGGUAGAUGAAUAAAAACUGGAAAGUGGAGUGGAAAGUGAAACAUCAUACUAUCAACUUUAAUCCCUCUGAAUGAGGCAAAGGAGAACUGUAGUAGUCUAAAUUAAAUGUGAGAAAUCCUGUGAUAUUUAGGCCUAUAUGUAUAACGCAGAAUAGCAACGGCAUGUGUUUAGUUCUGAGGUGUUCAUUCUAUUUUGGAUCAGACAUGUCUGGAGCCUGCAGGCCUCCUGUCUGUCACUGUCCAGAGUUUGUGUGUGUAUGUGUGUGACCCACUGGCAGCAGUAGAAUCAUAUCAGGACUCUGAUCCCAUAUGGCAGAAGCUUCAACACAUUAUCUACACUCUUUGAAAAAAGGUUCCAAAUGGUUCCCCAUAGGAGCACCCUUUUUGGUUCCAUGUAGAAAGGAAAGGAUUCUACCUGGAACCAAAAAGGGUUCUUCAAAGGGUUCUACUAUGGGGAUAGCUGAAGAACUUUAGAUUCUAGAUAGCACCUUUUUUUGUGUAUCGACAACGCCCCCUCUCUCCUCCACUUCUUCAGAUAAUAAUGUUUUAUUACUUUAUGCUUUAUGACACAAUCAACUUAGCUGUGACUUUUAAUAUUACUGCCAUUUGUUGUGGUCCUCUGUAGCUCAAUUGGUAGAGCAUGGCGCUUGUAACGCCAGGGUAGUGGAUUCGAUCCCCGGGACCACCCAUACCUAAAAAUGUAUGCACGCAUGACUGUAAGUCGCUAUGGAUAAAAGCAUCUGCUAAAUGGCAUAUUAUAUUAUUAUAUUUUAAACAAAGAUAGUGGGUGUGGCAAUGUGUGUUUUAUUGUUCACUAGAUCCAUAGCCCUCUCCUGUCUGCAUUCUUCAAAUCACAAUAAAAGUUGUUUUCCAAAGUAAGUUAUAUAAGAUGAAGGAGAGGACAAGGGAAAACAGAGUUAGUGAAAGUCAAAGCUUAUCUACCCUUGGGUUCCCAACACUUAAAUAUCUAAACUACAGUAUCUGCACCUCAGAGGCCCUUCCAAGAAUCUCAAUUUAAUCAAACUUGCUGUGCAGUAUUCAUCCAGUAGCAUAUUAAUGUAAUUGUGUCCUGUAGUCAAAUAAAAUGAGGAGGUACAAUAUAUAUAUAUAUAUAUAUAUAUAUAUAUAUAUAUAUAUAUAUAUAUAUAUAUAUAUAUAUAUAUAUAUGCCAUUUAGCAGACGCUUUUAUCCAAAGCGACAUAGAGUCAUGCGUGUAUACAUUUUACAUAUGGGUGAUCCUGGGAAUCAAUCUCACUAUCCUGACAUUACAAGCACCAUCCUCUACCAACUGAGCUACAUGCAAAUGAUUUGAUGAAGCUUGUGACUAAAUUACACAUUUACCACUUUUUUAGGGUUCAAUAUUCCAACUGCAUGUUACAUAUCAUCAGUGAUAAAAUUCCAAUGAGCUAGCCAAAUCAAACAGUAUGAGUAGCCUUCAAUAAAAUGAGUUUUAUUGUACAUGGUGAAAUUCCAUUAUCUAUUACGGACCAGCUGAAUGCUUCUCAUUAAGUCGUUUCAGUGUUUCUAAACAAGGGGUUAUAAAACAGUCUCUCAGUCUCAUUUAGAAGUUAGUGGUUUGUAACAUUCAACUCACCUGAGUGUUGGUUUCUGUGAAUGUUUAAUCAUGUGUGUUCUCCACAGGGGCAGCGGGACAGUCACAGUCACAGAGAGACUAGCUAGCUGAGCCCAGAGGACCACAAUCAACAGGUGGAGCUGAACGAAUAAGCUAUUAGUCACAGGCUCAGCCAACGAGACCAGGGACAGAAGCAUCAGUAGAAGGCCCUGUUAGUGAGAGCUCUAGAGAGCAUACAGAAGCCACAGCCAUUGUUUAAAACAACUCCAGAGACAACAACUGAAGCCUUGCCCCAGAGACUGAAGUCACUGCAUAGAGCUCCGGAGACAACACUGAAGCCAGCGAAACCACAACCCCUGAGCCCCAAAGAGACCACCACUGCGGGAUGGCUUCAACACUGUGACUGACUCUAGACCCACUGUAGUUCCAACUGUACAGCUGGGAACCAGAGCUAAAGGAGAAUAAUAGGAUACUAAACUCACGUCUCAAAGGGAUUCUUGUGUGUUUGUCUGUGUGGCUGUGUGUGUGGUUCUGUGUGCGUUGUUUUUCAUGUGUAGCUGUGCAGUGUGUGAGCUAUUAUUGUGUUAAGAUCUGUGUGUGUAGUUCUCUAUCAGCAGAUGUUGCAGAAAUGGCCAGCAUGGUGGUCCAGCUCCUGGGCUUCUUCCUGUGUCUGUUGGGGCUUGUGGCUAGUGUAGUUGCUACGGUGCUCCCCGACUGGCGGCGGACUGCAUAUGUGGGCUAUAACAUCAUCACAGCCACUGCCUACAUGAAGGGGCUCUGGAUGGAGUGUGUGUGGCACAACACAGGCAUCUACCAGUGUGAAGUACACCGCUCAAUGCUGGCUCUGCCACCUGACUUGCAGGUAGGAAUAAUUUGUUGAUUGAUUUGUUAAUUGAUUGAUUGAAUGGAUUAAUUUGAGCAACAGCCAUUAUGCCUUUCUCCUCCCUCGACCCUGCUCCCUCCCUCUAGGCAGCGCGGGCGUUGAUGGUGCUAUCCUGUCUGACCUCCACCCUGGCAGCCCUGGUGUCCUCUGCAGGGAUGAAGUGUACCCGCUGUGCCCGAAGCUCCCCCACCAAGCACGCCCUGGCCAUCAGCGGAGGGGUCUGCUUCCUGUCCGCAGGCAUGCUCUGCCUUAUCACUGUCUGCUGGACAACCAACGAUGUCAUCCUCGACUUCUACAACCCCAUCCUACCUGAAGGUAUUAUUAAUUAUAUCAUUCCUGCUUUAUUUAGUUGUAUUGUAUUAGAACUCAGCUUUUGCUUAUAAAUAACAAGACAUUUUACUAUGUGUUGCAGGUAUGAAGUAUGAGAUUGGCAUGGCUGUGUAUUUGGGCUAUGUCUCAGCCUGUCUGAGUCUGAUGGGAGGGGCGGUGCUCUGUUGGAACUGUGAGGGGCGGCCCAGGAACCCCCUCCAUCUACCUCGUCAUCAACACCCUCCUCCUCCCCCUGUCUUCAGUACUUUAAACACCCCAGCACCCCCCUACUAUCCCCCUGCCGCACUGAAUGGCAACCGCACUCCCUCACGCACCUCAGCAUCCAGCAGUGGCUACAGACUCAACGACUACGUCUGAGGGAUGGAGUGAACACUCAAUUAUUGCUUUCUAGAAGUGGAAGUGGACACACUUAAUGAUUAUGUUUGAAUGUGGAAUAUAAUACAGACUGAUUGACUACGUCUAAGGGAGGUUCAAACUCAAUGACUACAAAAUAAAGACUCAAGUUACUUUUAAGUGAGGAAGUACACACUCAAUGACUUUCCAGAUGACCUCCAGAGAGUGAGUGAGGUUGAGUGUGGUUUACAGUAUUGAUGUUGUUCAGAUUGUGUCCUUCCUCUCUAGGGCUUCUCCGAGGUAAAGCCCACAAGGUAAUCCUGUCCUCUUUAUCCUGUUGACUUUGUAUGUUUACCCUAAGAAUCGAGAAACACCCUUUUGAACAUCAACAGCCUUAUUCCCUGAUACAAAAUGAGCUUCCUUCAUAAAGGCCUUUAGGACAAUGAUAGCAUGUAUGAUAAUGAUAAGCCAUAUAGUUUUCUUUCAAAUGUAUUAUUAUUAUUGGUUCCAGUUUCAUAGCUCAUAACUUCAUGGCUGUUAGAUGAACACAAAUAUAUUUUUAACUGCACCAAUUGUUGUGAAGCACUUCCUGUCUUCUCUAUUAUUUAAUAUAUGUAAACUGCUUUAUACUUCUACUGUUAUUUUAAAAUGCAAAGUCACCAUGUUCCAACAGACUACGUUUGAGCUUGAGUGUGGUGGUAGGAUAGGCUACUACUAACUACACUGAACAAAAAUAUA